GUCAUUUUGUCAACAAUGAGCGUAUUUCCAACAUGGCGCCGACGAAGAAGCGUGUUAAACAGGAGAAAUUCGACGUUGGUAUUUCUGUGAAAAACCUGUUUGACUUUGGAAAAGCGGUCAUACUUGACCCUGCCAAAACAUGGAUUGUGGCAAUAUUACUUUGUAUAGCCGAGUUGGCGGUUAACUUAGUGGUAAUAUGGAAAAUAAAAUAUACUGAAAUUGACUGGGAAGCUUAUAUGCAAGAGGUGGAAGGUUUUUUAAAUGGUACCUAUGAUUACAUGAAACUUGAGGGCGCAACAGGACCGUUGGUCUAUCCAGCUGGGUUUGUAUACAUCUUCAGUGGUCUUUACCAUAUCACUGAACAAGGGAAAAAUAUAAGAAUUGCUCAAUAUUUAUUUCUUGCACUUUAUCUAUUGACUUUGGUCGUCGUUUUUGCCAUUUACCAAAAAGCAUUAAAAGUACCGCCGUAUGCCUUCUUUUUCAUGUGCUGUGCGUCCUACAGAAUACAUUCCAUUUAUGUUCUCCGGCUUUUUAACGAUCCUGUAGCAAUGUUUUUCUUAUAUUUUGCUACAUAUUUGUUUAUUGAACAGCGCUGGAAUUGGGGAUGCCUAUUUUUUAGCAUUGCGGUCAGUGUAAAAAUGAACAUUCUGUUGUUUGCUCCUGGACUGUUGUUCUUGCUACUUGAAUCUCAUGGUCUUCUGGGAACUCUUCCAAAACUUACAAUAUGUGCUGCGACGCAAUUAUUCCUGGCGACUCCAUUCCUCAUUACGAACCCUUUCGGCUACGUUGCAAGAUCUUUUAACCUGGGCAGGCAAUUUUUCUUUAAGUGGACGGUCAACUGGAGAUUCCUACCUGAAUGGAUGUUCCAUAGUCGCUAUUUACAUGUUUUUCUUCUACUACUCCAUAUUGGAUUUCUUUGUAUUUUCUUCUUUUAUAAAUGGAAAGGGUCUCGUGAAAAAAUUGCAGCCUACUUCCAAGUAAACUAUAAAUGUAAAAAAAUCAGUACAAAUGAUAUUCUAGUUUUGUUAUUCACCUCAAAUUUUAUCGGAAUAAGUUUCUGCAGAUCGCUUCAUUAUCAGUUUUAUGUUUGGUAUUUUCAUACUUUGCCAUUUUUAUUGUGGGAUACAAAACUCCAAACUCCAAUCAGAAUCCUAAUACUUGGUGUUAUUGAAUUAUGCUGGAAUACGUACCCGUCGACUAAUCUUAGUUCUAUAUCUCUCCAUGUGUGCCACUUGGUUUUGUUGAUAUCACUCUUAUUAUACGGAAAGAAAGACGUAUCAGAGAGCGCGAAGAAAACUGGCUGAAGUCAGUGAAUUAUUGUUAUCAGGAUAUAUAGCAACAUAUGCAAGCACUAUUUUGUCACAAUCAUUGUGUUCUAUUUUGGUUCAAACAAUGACGCAGCCAGGAUUUCCGUUUCAGCUUGGGAACAGAUCAACUUCUUGGGGAAACAAAAAUUCUAGUCCGAGUGUUUUGGGAAUCACUUUUGUGAAACUAAAGAAAAACUAAAACGAAAUUCGUCUGCAAAUUUCUCGUGCAUAUAUCGAGGAUUUAAACUUUUGCAUCGCCAUCAGUCACUUGUUAAUUAAUGUAGGAAAAAAGAGACUAAUAUUAAUAAAGUGUAAAGUAUUGUUAUCAAUCAUGCAGGAAAUGGGCAGGUUCAAGAGGAGGGGAAAAAAAUUUAAGGGAGGAAACCUAAUUAUGUGUUGUUAUCCGUUCUACAUAAAUAAUAAAUUGAAAUUUAUUCUUGUUUGUAAGACUUAUGCCCGUAUCGUAAAAUUAGGGAAUUACGAUACAGAGCUAAACAUUAUCCCAAACAAUUUCCGAUAGCCUCAAAGCCAAGGCUUGGGAGAGACUCGGAAAGAGCAAAUUAGUAUAAAUAAAAUUUCAGCUAAGACAAGCGCGUUGAGCAAUAAUUGAGCCAAUAUUAAUGUUGUCGAGGUACAAUAUGAAUGUCUGAUUUAACUGAUCAGGAAG
This is a messenger RNA of Dendronephthya gigantea, 1974 nucleotides long. Its product is annotated as dol-P-Man:Man(5)GlcNAc(2)-PP-Dol alpha-1,3-mannosyltransferase-like. The transcript is spliced from 8 exons. Gene Ontology annotation, cellular component: endoplasmic reticulum. The coding region runs from base 33 to 1304 and encodes 423 amino acids. Lineage: Eukaryota; Metazoa; Cnidaria; Anthozoa; Malacalcyonacea; Nephtheidae. Gene Ontology annotation, molecular function: dol-P-Man:Man(5)GlcNAc(2)-PP-Dol alpha-1,3-mannosyltransferase activity. The record is from RefSeq and is a predicted model, not a curated record.